Molecule: messenger RNA, 2658 nt
Organism: Hyposmocoma kahamanoa
Lineage: Eukaryota; Metazoa; Arthropoda; Insecta; Lepidoptera; Cosmopterigidae
Product: alaserpin-like
Exons: 3
Coding region: 97-2313 (738 amino acids)
Molecular function (GO): serine-type endopeptidase inhibitor activity
Source: RefSeq, a predicted model, not a curated record
GAGAUAAAUCCAGAAUUCUCUGCUGCGAUAAAAGACGUUUUUAAUUUCGAAGUGGAGAAUGUAGAUUUUUCGAAGAACAUCGAAACAGCAAACGAAAUGAAUAAAUGGGUUGAAAACCAAACCGAUCAUCGUAUUAAAAAUUUAGUGGCUGCUAAUGAUUUAGAUGCCAGUACCUGCAGUAUUCUUCUGAACGCUAUUUACUUCAAGGGUAAUUGGAACCGUCCUUUCGACAAGGAAAAUACCAAGGACGAAGACUUUCACGUCUCCAAAGACCAGACCAUCACGGUUCCAAUGAUGCAUAACAAUACUCUAUUCAAAUAUGCCAAAAGUAGUGAAUUAAACGCUCAGUUGUUAGAAAUGCCGUAUAAACGACACGAAGCCACUUUUAUCGUGAUUUUGCCCAACGAAGUGGACGGCCUUACAGCUCUCGAAGACAAACUCAGAGAUCCUACUGCUUUGGAAAAGGCCAUGUUGCAAAUGAAUAUUUAUGACGUCAAUGUAUCUCUGCCCAGAUUUAAAAUUGAAUCCAAAAUUGAUCUCAAGGAUGUACUUGCAAAAAUGAAAGUGAACCGUAUUUUUGACCCCGAACAAGCCCAAUUAAAUCGUUUGUUAAAGAACAAAUACAAUUUGUACGUGAGUAAAGCCAUCCAAAAGGCAUUCAUUGAAGUCAAUGAAAUAGGUACCGAAGCAGCUGCUGCUAAUAAAUUUGAGCUUAUGACAGGUUGGGCAGGACCCUCUCCUACAUCAUCGUUCAUUGCCGAUAAACCGUUUUACUACGGUUUGAAUAUUGGCCAUACAACUGUACUUUCAGGAAGAUAUAUGGGUCAAUCUACAGACACGCGAAGUUCCUGUCCGUGCAAACUUUCUGCUACCCCCGCGGCGGAUCUGUUGGCAGGCUCCGCCGCAACAACUAACCCGGAGUCCCUUAGAGCGCCAAUCGCACGGGCCAACCGCCACUGCAUCAUCUUAAGCGGCGCAACCCCGCCAGGAUUGCGGAGGACAGGAAGAGCGGCAACGACACACCGAGACGUCUCCCCUCCGCGACCUUCCUCCCAGCGCGCAAUCCGCGCGGUCCCGUUGACCAGACGAGUCCGCGCGGAACACCCUUCAUAUCGGGCCAGCCUACCAGCCAUGGCACAGCAAGAUGUGAAAGAACUGGACCAAUUUCUUGAGAAAGGAAACAACCAAUUUACCGCAAAGAUGUACUGUGAAGUGAUAAGAGCUAACCCAUGCAAAAAUAUGGUAAUGUCUGCAUUUUCUGCGUUGGUUCCUUUGGCCCAACUUAGCUUAGCGUCUGAAGGCGCAUCCCAUGAUGAGCUUCUUCAAAUCAUUGGUCUCCCCAACGACAACACUACAAAAGUUGUAUUUAGUAAUCUAAAUAAAAAGUUACAAGCUAUAGAAGGAAUUGUGCUCAAAACAGCUAGCAAAAUAUAUGUUGCUGUGGCAGCUGAAUUAAAUCCAGAAUUUUCUGCUGCGAUAAAAGACAUCUUCAAUUCCGAAGUGGAGAAUGUAGAUUUUUCGAAGAACACCGAAGCAGCAAACAAAAUGAAUAGGUGGGUUGAAAACCAAACCGACCAUCGUAUUAAAGAUUUAAUAUCUGCUAAUGAUUUAGACGCCAAUAUCAGCAGCAUUCUUCUAAAUGCUAUUUACUUCAAGGGUAAUUGGAACGAACCCUUCGAGAAGGAAAAGACAAAGGAAGAAGACUUCCAUGUCUCCAAAGACCAGACUAUCACGGUUCCAAUGAUGCAUAACAAUGCCAAAUUCCUAUAUGCUAACAGCAGUGAAUUGAACGCUCAAUUAUUAGAGAUGCCUUAUAAACGACAUGAAGCCACUUUUAUCGUGAUUUUGCCCAACGAAGUGGACGGCCUUACAGCUCUCGAAGAAAAACUCGGAGAUCCUGCUGCUUUGGAUAAAGCCGUGUUACAAAUGAAGAUUUAUGACGUCAAUGUAUCUCUGCCCAAAUUUAAAAUUGAAUCCAAGAUUGAUCUCAAGGAUAUCCUUGAAGAAAUGAAAGUGAAACGUAUUUUUGACCCUAAACAAGCCCAAUUAAAUCGUUUGUUGAAGAACCAAUAUGAAUUAUAUGUGAAUAAAGCCAUCCAAAAGGCAUUCAUUGAAGUCAAUGAAAUAGGUACCGAAGCAGCUGCUGCUAACGAAUUUGAAUUAAUGGUAGGUUCGGGACCACCCGCUCCUAAAUCAUCAUUUAUUGCCGAUAAACCGUUUUACUACGGUUUGAAUAUUGGUCAUACAACUAUACUUUCAGGAAGAUAUACGGGUCUUUCUACGAAUGACCAAGAUUCCUGUUCGUGCCGUUAGUAACUGAGAUAGGUAAGGUUAUCAAUCUACAUGUGCAUUAUCACAUUUCCAUAAAAUACAUAAUUUCUAUUAUAAUUUCUGCCUUAUUUAAAAUUAUAUGUAUUUUAUAGUUGGGGAAUUAACAGAAAGGCCCAAUCAAAGUCGCCAAAGUUGCACAAUACAUUUCAUUUUGAAUUGGCCUAGUGGCCUUAAGCGCGUUACCCAACGUAACUCUUUACUAGCGUAAAAAGGUCUUAUCUCUUGUUUUAUUUUAAUAGGUUUAUGUUUCACCAGAGUCGCACCUAGUGAUAAGUGUAGAUAUGUUUACUGUAAAAUAUUCGUUCCAUAUUAGGCAGUUUUAUGUUU